AUGGCCAGAGAAGCUUACCCUCCCAAACAAACAUACGUUUCCGCAAAAACAAUGGCACGAUCGGUUGUAAUGGAGAGAGUCAGCACCGCAGUGGGGAAUCUGGUGAAGAAAGUUACGGAGAGGGGAGAUGUGGAUGUGAAGCAUCUAGAUGAAGAUGCACACCCGAUCAAUAGCGUAAUCAAUAGGAGGGUUGAGAGAGGUACAAAUAAGGCUUCGAAUACCACGGCUGUGAAGAAGUGA
Molecule: messenger RNA, 240 nt
Organism: Botrytis byssoidea
Lineage: Eukaryota; Fungi; Ascomycota; Leotiomycetes; Helotiales; Sclerotiniaceae
Exons: 1
Coding region: 1-240 (79 amino acids)
Source: RefSeq, a predicted model, not a curated record